AUGUCGUCAUCAGCUUCAGUUCCUUCAACGUCGUCGUUUCACGGCGUCUCCCAAACCCUCUUUGGGCUGCCUCAAUAUUAUGAGUAUUUGGGUGUGGCUUCCAUGUUCAUGGUGUUUGUAAUAUGUUUAUUUGCUGUGAGAUGGUGCAACAGAAGAAGCCACCGCCCCGAAGCCGAAGCUUUGCCGGUGAAAGAUCGAGAGCAGGAGAUGGUGGUCCGGGUUCAAGCCUCGGAUUUCAGUUUCGGCGGUGGCGGUGACGAUGACGACGAAUGUGCGAUUUGCCUGGGCGAGUUUGAAGAAGGGGAGAAGUGCCGGAAGAUGAGUGAGUGCGGCCACAUAUUUCACCGGAACUGCAUUGACCGGUGGCUGAGGGUGGAGCGCCACUGCCCACUUUGCCGGGGCUGCGUUUGCAUCGUCGUCCAUGACGCUAACACCGUAGUGCCUUCGACACCCCAUUAA
Molecule: messenger RNA, 459 nt
Organism: Momordica charantia (bitter melon)
Lineage: Eukaryota; Viridiplantae; Streptophyta; Magnoliopsida; Cucurbitales; Cucurbitaceae
Source: RefSeq, a predicted model, not a curated record